Psylliodes chrysocephalus is the source of this 510-nucleotide messenger RNA. Lineage: Eukaryota; Metazoa; Arthropoda; Insecta; Coleoptera; Chrysomelidae. The record is from the annotation of a GenBank genome assembly.
AUGGAACAGGUCAUGCAAAAAUGGGUGAAAACCAGCAAAGAGAGUUUAAAUGAAGAAAAUAAAACAGAACUAAAUCCCGAGUCAGACCAUGAAGGCCACAUAUCAAAGUCUCCUGUUGCAGGUAUAUCAGGGACUUCCCAAAGAAGUCUUAGUAUCUGUGAAACAUCAAGUAGUAGUAUAAAUAUUAUCAAUAAUGAAGAAAUGCUAGAUGAAAGUCUUGCUGAGCCAUCUACAUCUACCAAUACAACCUCAAAAAGAUAUGUGCAGAGAAUAAAUUUAAGUAAAUUAAAAGAUAAAUUUAAUUGGUUGGACAGAGAUAAGUCUUUUUUGUUUUGCAAAACAUGCAAUCUAAAAAUUUCAGGACAAAAAUUUCAUUUAAAAAGGCAUGAGGAGUCAGGUUCGCACCAAAGAAGCACAAAAGCGGCUAAAAUUACUCCACAGAUCACCACAAUUUUAACUAAUCCGGCAAAACAAAAAAUGGAAAAUUUAGUUAAAGAAGCAGAAUUGUGA